This is a messenger RNA of Penicillium roqueforti, 915 nucleotides long. RefSeq lists its product as uncharacterized. Lineage: Eukaryota; Fungi; Ascomycota; Eurotiomycetes; Eurotiales; Aspergillaceae. The record is from RefSeq and is a predicted model, not a curated record. The coding region runs from base 1 to 915 and encodes 304 amino acids. The transcript has 5 exons.
AUGGUGCUCACUGCGGCCAUAUUUGUUACCAUUCGGCUAGCAACGAGGAUUCAUCUGAAAAAAUUCGGUUGGGAUGAUCUGUUCCUCGUCAUCGCCCUAGCGGCAUCGGUCAUGACAACAAUUGCUGUCAAUUUAGCCGUCGUGCAUGGUUAUGGCAGGCGAAAAGCAGAUAUGGGAGAGGGUAUACAUAUAGCUUUGAAGUGGUUUUUUGUUGCCCAGAUUCCAUAUAAGAUUGCCCUCGGCUUUACCAAAGCUUCUAUCGUCCUCCUUUACCUCCGAGUAUUUAUCACAGAGUCUUUCCAGCGCGUGGGAAAGGGUUUCCUAACCGUCAUCGCCGCAUGGACAGUCGCAUCAGUCCUCGUCACAAUCUUUCAGUGUAUCCCAAUCGAAGCUUCUUGGAACCAUAAUAUCAAAGUCAAACAAUGCGUGGACAAAGAUAGCUGGUGGUAUGCAUUUGCGGGAAUUAACACGGUUACUGACGUUCUGAUCGCCAUUCUCCCCAUUCCCCCAGUUCGCCACCUGAAGCUCUCGAAGCGCGACCGGAUUGGGUUGUGUUUUGUUUUCGGUGUUGGAGCAUUUGUCUGCGUCACUAGUAUCAUGCGUACGGUUGCAGUGUCUCAAACAUCGACUGGCUUAGAUCAAAGCUGGGAUUUCAUCCCUCGCUCAGUCUGGACUCUCGUGGAGUGCAAUAUGGGAAUAAUCUGUGCGUGUCUCCCUAUGAUGCGCCGGCCGCUAAGUUUUCUGUUUCCGUGGCUUUUCAGAGGCUCUUCUCGGAAUGAAUCAGAAAGACUUAGCUAUGUUCCCAUUGAGUUGAGGUAUACAAAUCGCCAACUGCGUCCGCGAGGGAGUCAAAGCCAGGAGGAAAUUCUACAGUCAGAUGUGCGAGAUAAAAGGGCUUUGGCGGCUGAGGAAUAA